Messenger RNA from Oncorhynchus nerka (sockeye salmon), 6861 nucleotides. RefSeq names its product nuclear pore complex protein Nup98-Nup96-like. Gene Ontology annotation, molecular function: structural constituent of nuclear pore; RNA binding. The coding region runs from base 222 to 5747 and encodes 1841 amino acids. Gene Ontology annotation, biological process: RNA export from nucleus; post-transcriptional tethering of RNA polymerase II gene DNA at nuclear periphery; protein import into nucleus. The record is from RefSeq and is a predicted model, not a curated record. Gene Ontology annotation, cellular component: nuclear pore; nuclear pore cytoplasmic filaments. The transcript has 32 exons. NCBI's taxonomy places the organism in Eukaryota, Metazoa, Chordata, Actinopteri, Salmoniformes, Salmonidae.
GAAGGAAAAAAAACUUUGGCUCACAUCGACAUUUUCAAAGCCUGACGCAUUUUGGCCUCUUUACCGCAGAUUGCCUCCUAGUGCGACGAGAUUAGUUACGGAAACUAGCAUUGCUAGGUAGCUAUCCCCGUUUAGAAACUUCGACCUUAUUUUCACCCAUAUUGUGACUGGAUAGACCAUAGUCUUAUUUACGACAUAUGCAGUCCUACUAGCAGGGGAAGAUGUUCAACAAGUCGUUUGGUGCUCCCUUUGGGGGAGGGACUGGAGGAUUUGGGACGUCAUCCACAUUUGGGCAACAAAACACUAGCUUUGGGGCGGCAACAGGUGGCUUCGGAGCCUCAGCGUUUGGGGCGACCAACAACACUGGAGGACUCUUUGGGGCAACGCAGAAUAAACCAGUGGUGACAGCCAAUCCUCAGCAAAUCCACACUGGUGCAGGUAGAGGAGGUGGCCUAUUUGGUUCCAGUACCUUCAGCCAGCCUGUGACAUCAUCCACCAGUAGCGGCUUUGGCUUUGGCGCGCCCAGCGGCACCUCCACCAGCCUGUUCGGCAGCACCAGCACGGGCGGCGGCGGAGGACUCUUCUCCCAGCAGAGCAAUGCCUUCGGCGCCGCCAAGCCAGCCUCUUUUGGCACGUUCGGUACGAGCACGGCCAGCAGUGGGGGGCUGUUUGGGGCAACCAACUCCAACCCUUUCGGAGGGGCGUCUACCUCCCUGUUCGGAGCAUCAGGGUUUACCCAGCAGGCUGCCCAGCCAGGCACCACCGUCAAGUUCAACCCUCCAACAGGAAGUGAUACCAUGGUGAAAGGGGGUGUGACGACAAGCAUCAACACCAAGCACCAGUGCAUCACGGCCAUGAAGGAGUAUGAGAACAAAUCACUGGAGGAGCUGAGGUUUGAGGACUACCAGGCAGGGAGGAAGGGACCCACUAACCCUAUGGCUGCACCAACAGGGGGUCUCUUUGGGCCUGCAGCCGCAGCCACCCCCAGUACGGGGACUACAGGGCUGUUUGGCUCCUCAGCCACUAACACAGGCUUCUCCUUCGGCCAGGCCAAAACCUCCUUCGGAACUAGUGCGGGUGGGUUUGGUGCAGCCACAGGCAGUCUGUUUGGGCAGCAGCAGCCCCAGCAGGUCCAGCAGGCAGUCAGCCUGUUCAAGCCCUUCGGCCAGGCCACGACCACCCCCAACACAGGCUUCUCCUUCGGCAGCACCAUGGGCCAGCCCCAACAAACCAGCACCAUGGGGGGUCUGUUUGGGGCCACGGCAGCGUCCCAGGCAGGGGGGUUGUUUGGAAACACUGCUCAGACCGCACCAGCUACGGGCUUUGGGACAGGCACCGGACUCUUUGGACAAACCAACACCGCUUUCGGCAACGUCGGCACACAGCAGGGCUUGUUUGGUAAUAAAACGGCAGGGUUUGGUGUCACCACCACCAGCGCCCCGUCGUUUGGCACGGGCACCGGCCUCUUCGGCAACAAACCUGCCCUCUCUCUCGGAACAGCUACCAACACAUCCAACUUUGGUUUUGGACCCACUGCUGCUGGUGGAAGCCUUUUUGGGAACAAGACUGCAGCAGGAGGACUAGGGACUGGGCUGGGAGCCAGCUUUGGAGCAGUAGGCACUGGUCAGAUGUCUCUGUUUGGGAAUAACAAGACGCUGGGUUCCACUCUGGGAACAAUGGGAGGUUUUGGAGUGCAGGGAUUCAGCACAGGAAACAGCACUCUGGGAUUCGGAGCGCCACAACAGCCCGUUGCGGUGACGGACCCUAACGCGGUGGCAGCCCAGCAGGCAGUGCUGCAGCAGCAGAUCAAUGCUCUGGCCUACUCCCCCUUCGGAGACUCCCCCCUCUUCAGAAACCCCCUCUCUGAUCCCAAGAAGAAGGAGGAGCGUCUGAAGCCCACCAAUCCGGUGGCCCAGAAGGCGUUGACCACACCAACACACUACAAACUGACACCGCGACCUGCGACACGUGUGCGGCCCAAAGCUCUGACAUCAUCGGGCUCCUCCAAGUCCCAGCUGUUUGAUGGGUUGGAUGACGACGAGCCUUCCCUCACCAACGGUGCCUUCAUGCCCAGGAAGAACAUCAAGAAGCUGGUGCUGAAGAACCUGAAUGGCAGCAGCCUGUACAGCAGCCCAAUCAACAGAGACUCCGACGACCUGUCUUCUCCACCAGAGUACCCCCUCAACGGACUCGGUGCCAGUGUGGACGAGGAUGAUGAUGUGAGGGAGGUGGUGGAGGGAGGAGCCGAGAACGACCUGGAGAUCAAGUUCUACGCCAAGCCCAACCUACAGGACACUAUCUCAGAGCUCAAUGCCCAUAGGAUGGGGGCUGGGGGCAGGAACGGGCUUGAGGUGAGCAGCGAGGACAUAUCGCUGGGAGAUGACUCCAUACAGGAGGAGCGAGUGGAGGGCCCCCCCCACCCUGCAGGUAUCGUUCUGGGCCGUGUGGGCUACUACACCAUCCCUGCCAUAGACGAGCUGGCCAAAAUGGUGGACGAAAACGGGGUGUGUGUGGUGGAAAACUUCACCGUGGGCAGAAAAGGUUACGGCUCUGUGUUCUUCCAUGGUGAGGUGAACGUGACUGGGCUGAACCUGGAUGAGAUUGUCCACUUCAGACGUAAAGAGGUCAUCGUCUACCUUGACGACAAGAACAAGCCCGCUGAGGGGGAGGGGCUCAACAGGCGAGCAGAGGUGACUCUGGAUGGGGUGUGGCCUAAUGAUAAGACCACCUGUACUCAAAUAAAGAGCCCUGAGCGUCUGUCUGAGAUGAACUACGAGGGCCGCCUGGAGAAUGCCUCACGCAAACAGGGCGCCCGCUUCCUCGAGUACCGCUCGGAGACGGGGUCCUGGGUGUUUGAGGUGGCCCAUUUCUCUAAGUACGGCCUGCAGGACUCUGACGAGGAUGAGGAAGUCCCUCUCAAAUUGGACCCCAAGAAGCUGAAGACGGCAACAAGACUUCCACCAGGGCUGCUGCAGCUGCCUCCCUCCCAGCAGCAGGUGGCACCACAGGCUCAGUCCACAGCAGUGCUGGAGCUGCUGAAUCGCAUGUCGGAGGUGGACAGUGAUAUGGCCGACAUUACCCAGGAUGCCCCAGGGGAGAGCAUGUUGCGGGAGGAGGAAGGGGAGAGUGGCAUGGGGGAGAAGGGAAGUCGGCUGGGGAAUGUGACCCCUUCGGAACACGACUCUGUCUCAGCGUCCAGUCAGAUCGCCUCCUCGCUGGGGAUCAACCCUCACACACUACAGAUUAUGAAGGCAUCCCUUUUUGCUGAGGCCGAUGAUGGUGACAUGUUCCAGGAGCAGGGAGGGAUGACAAGUUCUCUAGAUGUGGCCUCUCCUCGCAUCCACCUGCCUGGCACGCAGGGCAGGCCCUCAAUCGGUGGUCUCCUGCAGACUCGUUUCAGCGGUGCCGGUCUCUUUCAGCACCCUGACGUGCCCUUCGGUGGGGGCCUUCCCGGCAGGCUGUCCAUGUCUCGGGUGUCGCCGGCGGUGCCUGAGCCUUCGCGGGUCUCCCCCUGGCCCUCUUUUCUUUUGCUAGCCCCACCGGCCGAGGCCACUGUACGGACAGUAGGGGCUCGGCGCCUGGGGGGACCUGUGGACCCAGAGAACUCAGUCACACUGGGGAAGGGCCGUCUUCUGAUGGAUGCGGCUUUGUUCACGGGCCGGUCAUUUCGGGUGGGCUGGGGUCCUGGCUGGACUCUGGUCCACUGUGGAGACGGGCUAAGUGGGGCCGGGGACAAGGAGCAGGACCACGGAGACACAGGAGCUGCAGGCUUUGGAUUCCUGCCCAAACCUGCCAAGAGUAGACUACUGUCAGACAGUCCAUUCAAGGUGGUGAUUGAGCAGGUGGUUGGUCUGGAGCCGCGGAACAGUGAGGAGAGCCAAGCGGUGUACCAGCGGCCCCUGGAGAUCAGCCUGAAGCACAGCAGCAUCAGUACAGAGGGGGCCUGCCCCUUCAUCCAACCCCAGAGCGGUGUGGCCGCCCUGCACGAGUACGCAGAGUGGAUUACUGACCUCAACCAGGAGGCUGGGGCUGGAGAUGCAGUCCUGGGUCACUGGGCUCAGGUGUGGACUCUGUGUGAGGCCCUGUGGGGCCGACGGUGUUCGGCAGGGCCUGGUACCAGUGGCUACCUGCAGCAGAUGGAGAGGAGAAGGAGCUUCUCAGCCUGGCUGUCCCACAGUGCCACCCAGAGGAUUGAGCAGGAAGUGGGCCUGAACCAGGGGGGAGGAAACGUGGAGGCCAUCUUUAGCUACCUGACUGGACACCGGAUCAGUGACGCCUGCAGGCUGGCUCAGAAGAGUGGGGACCACCGUCUCUCCCUGCUGCUGUCCCAGGCGGUGGGCUCUCAGUACGGCCGGGAGCUGCUGACACUGCAGCUUGGAGACUGGAACAGGAUGCAGACAGACUCUUUCCUGCUGGAGGAGAGGCUACGGAUCUUUGCACUUCUCGCUGGGAAACCUGUGUGGCAGUCUACAGACGGUGUGGUGAAUGUGUGUUCAGAACUGGACUGGAAGCGUUGUAUGGCGGUCCACCUGUGGUACAUGCUGCCUCCCACCGCCUCCAUUGCUGAAGCCCUGGUGAAGUACGAGGCUGCCUUCCAGGGCUCUGCUGAGGGUCAGAAGUAUGCCUGCGCCCCCCUUCCCCCCUACCUCGACCAAUCAGACCAGCCGGACAUGGAGGAGGAAGAGUCUAAACGGCCGCUUUACGAUAUCUGCUUCCACCUGCUCAAACUCUACAGCAACAGGCACUACAGCCUGCAGCAGUUGUUGGACCCCCUGGCGGUGACGUGGGAUCGUCUUGACUACCGUCUGAGCUGGCAUCUGUGGUCGGUCCUGCAGGCGCUGCACUACACACACCUCAGCCCGGCCCGACAGGGCCUCAUACACACCAGCUAUGCUGCCCAACUGGAGAGUGCUGGCCUCUGGGACAUGGCCAUCUACGUACUGCUGCACAUACCUGACAACACGCUGCGUGAGCGGGCGGUGAGGGAGAUGCUGCAGCUGCACUGCCCCCUGCUGGAGACUGAGGAGUCUGCCAAGAAAGAGCACUUUCUCACAGAGAGACUACUGAUCCCAGAACAGUGGCUCCACCAGGCCAAAGCUACCAGAGCCAGAAGAGACACAGACAGACACAGAGAGGCCCUUCACCUGUACAGAGCAGGACACUGGAACCUCUGCCACAGUCUGGUCAUGCAGCACCUUGCCUCAGGUGUGCAUGUGAGCACGCACGCGCACGCACACACACCCAGACAACCUCUAACCCUGUUUCCCUGUCUCUGUGCGAUUGCCCUUGUAGAUUGCAUCAUUAAUGAUAAUCAUGAGUACCUCUUGAAGUUCCUGGAGGGGCUUGCAGUUCCUGAGUGCAGUGCUGUGAUCCAGGACUGGGACACGGCGGGCAGAGUCUACCUGGACUACAUCAGAGUCGUACAGACCCUACACGCCAUACAACAGAUGGACAGUACUGGUUAUGAGCUGGAGUGUCUAUACACUGAGGUGAGGUCACUCUGCAGCAGGAUAGAGCUCCUCCCUUGCUCCACCGCCAAGGACCACCUCGCCCAAUCAGAGAUGGCCAAGCGUGUGGCUAACAUCCUGCGUGUGGUGUUGAGUCUGCAGCAGGGUGGUGAGGGUGGCGAGAUCCCCUUGUCCCAGCUUGCGUCCAACAUCGGCCGUCUGCCCAUGCCCGAGGACUAUGCUCUCGAGGAGCUCCGCAGUCUCACCCAAUCAUAUCUGAGACAGCUCAUUGUCAGCUAAUGAUCUGCCCCCUGCCCAAUAGCAACUGAGGUAGUUUCUUGGAAGCCAAUGAGAACAGUGGGGGUAGGGGACUAUCUGGGACAGUUUAGUAGAACUACUGGGGUUUGGUAUGAAUGCAGCGAUGGACUUGAUGUGUGCUCCUUUGGGACUUUGGUUUCUCCUGAAGAAAAUGGCACAAGAUUAUUGGAUGAAGCAUUCCUCAGUGUGUGGAAAUGAAUGACUUGCAAGUUUUUGUAUAGCUCUGUUGUACUUAGUUUGUGUAAGAUGUGUUUAAAAAUUGAACUGCUGAACCCUCCUAAUACUCACCUUUCCCAGCGUUUGACCCUGUUUAAAGGGACAAUCUCAUUGGCUGGUGUGUGUACAGCCAGUAUAAAUGCUUUCUGCAAACUGUUUGACUUGUUUUACAUCAACGUGGAAACUUAAAGGUCAUUAUAGUAAGAUUGGUUCGGGAGCUGUCAGGGAUGAACUGUCUAUGUGUAUACGUAGGGAAGAUCUAUAGCUGAAAAUGGACAAGACUCAUUGUAAUAUUGUACAAAUAGCAGGCUUGAAAUGAACAAUUCUUGUUUUUGGAUACCAAAAGACAGAGAAAAUGUAAAAUGAGAAUGGAUAAACUUAUAUUUUUGUAGUUUUUUGUUGUAUAUUGUCUGAAACCCAGAGUAUGUGUGUAGUUUAUUGGAAUGGAAUCUAACUAGCACUUCAUCACAUAUGUUUCAGAUUUCUAUUUUAUGGGGACUACCAGAGCUGGUUUUUGUAAUCAGUGAUCCAACAAUAGUUUGUUUUUAAUGAGCCAAUCCAUUUUCUCGGGUCUUUGCAAGGAGUUUGAAGGAUAUUUUAAAUAUUAUUUACAAGUCCUUGGUGUUACCACCCUCCAAUCUCAUUCUUUGUUCCCCUUUCUCUCUAAUUUUCUGUAUGUAGAUUUUUCAAGAGAAAUGUACUUAUUGAUUGAUGUGCUGCUGCCGCAGUAUAUUUUGGGUGGGAGACCGCUCCCCUCGUGCACAGUGCCUUUUACGAGGAAGGUCUCCGGACUUCUGUUGCUGCCGUUGCUUUGUGCACGAUUGUGAUGGUGAUAACAUUUUUAUUAGUCUGAAUAAAAUGCAUUCUAUUUUCUCCUGAA